GACAAUUAGAUCUAUUGUCAUAGCAAACAUAACCUAAAACCCAUUCUCGCCUAUCCCCCACGCCCUCCACGGAGUACAGUUGGAAAGGCUGUAAACAAACACAUUCCACUUUUCAGAUAGUGAAUCACAAAUUUAAAAAAAAUACCUACGGGGUAAAAAUCUCAUUAAAAAAAUAGUGCGCGAAAUCUGGUCAAAUCGAAAAGUGUAAAAUAAUUAGUAUAUGUAAUUUAUGUAAAAUGGGGACUCAGUGGAAAAAAUAUUUAUUUUGGUUUGCGCACGAACACGUGGAUUUUCGAAUGGCAGAGAUGGAGUCAAUUCUCGAUAUGUUUAAAAUAUCAGUGAGGACAAUUUUGAAGCCAAAGGAACAUCCUUUUUGGAUUGUCGAGUUACCUUCUGAAGAUAUUGUUCGUCAAAUCGCGAGCAGAUCUGUUUCACUUCGUUGCUGCUUGGAACUUUGGGCGAUGUCUAAGGAACUCGAAACUCUUCAUGCUUGUUUAAAAACGUAUACUAAGGACAAUAUCGAAACUUACAAAAAACAGUCGUUUAAAAUCACUGUCAAGACUUUCUGUAAACACUUUACACAGAAAGAAAAGGUGGCGAAAAUUGAGAUGUUCAAUUAUCUUUCGCUGGAAGGACCUGUUAAAUUGAACAAUCCUGACCUGACGUUGUUUUACUUUGAGUAUUAUGGCCUGGAUCCUAAUUACAGUCCCCAAAAACCUUUUCACCUGUUUUUUGGAAGGUGGAUCACCGAUGGUCAGAGGGAUCUCAUUCAAAAAUUCUCGUUAAAAACACGCAAAUUUAUAGGAAAUACAUCAAUGGAUCCUCAGCUGUCCUUGAUGAUGGCGAAUCAAGCACAAGUACAAAGCGGGGACCUCGUCCUGGACCCAUUCGUAGGAACUGGAUCUCUUCUAAUUGCAGCAUCACAAUUUGGUGGCUACACUCUAGGAACCGACAUAGACUAUUUAAUGCUUCAUGGCAAAACGAGACCUAGUCGAAUAACUCAAAAAUAUCGAGAAAUCGACGAAAACGUAGCAGCUAACAUGAAACAGUACGGAAUAAUGUCUAAUUUUGUAGACGUCGUUGUAGCCGAUUUUGCCUUGCGUCUCUGGAGGGAAAACGCUAAUUUAGACGCAAUUAUUACCGAUCCUCCAUACGGCGUGAGAGAAUCAACAGAAAGAGUUGGGUCGUCAAAAAUAUGCUCGACUAUCGAGGCACACCAAGUUGCAACCCACAUUCCCUCGAAAGUAGUUUAUGAUUUGAAUGAAAUAUUCGAAGACUUGCUUACUUUCUCGGCCAAACAUCUUAAAAUUAAUGGCAGGCUCGUUUGUUGGUUUCCUUUGUUUAAGGAAGAUCAUUCCGAAGAAUUUGUACCCACGAAUCCUUCUCUUCAGCUACUGGCUAGCUCUGAACAAGUACUUAGCGCAAAUACGAGUCGACUAUUGCUCACUUAUAGGAAAAUAAAAGAACCACAAACGUGAUUAAUUUAGGACAAUUUUAUAUUGACUGUCAAAUUUUAUACUGUAUUUAAAAUUGGAUUUUUAAUUUAAAUAAACAAUUUAGUUUAUCAGAUUUUGGUGAUAACUGUUGGAUAGGUUGUAUCCAAGAUUCUAUGAUCGGGGUGGCUGUUUGAUCAGGAGUUUUUUUAAGAUCGAGAACAAUCAUAACAUCGCAGUGAAUUUUUUUAAUUUAUAGAAGAAAGACUUAAAAUAUCACAAACUCUUAUGAAAUUUUAAAUAAGUUUCUAUUUGAAACUCGUCUGAGUUGAAAACUUUUAAUUUAUAACUUUUUCGAAUUCGAAAUCAUUCAAUUUC
This is a messenger RNA of Belonocnema kinseyi, 1811 nucleotides long. Its product is annotated as tRNA (guanine(10)-N2)-methyltransferase homolog. Bases 237 to 1478 code for a protein of 413 amino acids. Gene Ontology annotation, biological process: methylation. The record is from RefSeq and is a predicted model, not a curated record. NCBI's taxonomy places the organism in Eukaryota, Metazoa, Arthropoda, Insecta, Hymenoptera, Cynipidae. The transcript has 2 exons. Gene Ontology annotation, cellular component: cytoplasm. Gene Ontology annotation, molecular function: nucleic acid binding.